AUGCCCCAUUAUCGCCAUUAUCUGAAGAUUAAAGGCUACUCAGUUAAAGCUGAAAGCUCACACACAACAGGAUUACUGCUCAAAAUGAAGUUAUUCUGUGUUGCUUGGCUCUGGAUCUUUCUGUCAGUCUCAUCUGAUCAGUCAUUUAAUGGGAAAUACAGUCUGGAGGAUUUUGGAAAUGGCACCUUCACCGUGAACAUCAUUGAUCUACAGGAGUCAGACUCUGGCAUUUACUGGUGUGAAGUGAAGAGAUUUGUUAAAGACACAUAUGAUAAAGUCAUUCUGACAGUAUCUAAAGGCAAGAAAACAUGCCUGGAAUCAUACACAAUGACACCAGCAGCACAUUCAGAUUCUUCAUCUAUCACAGCAAGCCUAACCUCCAGAGAUUCACGUCCUGAUGCCCUCAAACUUUCCACCUUAGUAACAGUGUCUGCCCACUCUUCAAUAUAUGUUGUCGGUGGUCUGGUCAUAGCAGCAACCUUAUUUUUAGUUGGACUGGCCACUGUUCAUCAGUGCAGAAAGAGAGUCGACUCUUCAGAAAGUUGCGCAACAGCAACGUCUGUCAACAGAAACAAUACAUGUGAAGAGGUUGAAGAGAACAGCACAGAGAUGAAAUCCACUGACGAGACUGAAGGCCACUCAGUUUCUGUCUAUCAGACCCUAAACCUCAGAAUGGUCCAGUCAAAUGAAAUAUAUGGAAAUCUCUGAUUGCAGCAGUCAUUAAUAAGGUUCAGAGUACCAGUCUCUAGACCAACAAUCCCAGAUCUCAAGUUCAAGACAAGUACAUUUAAUUCAAUAAGUCUGUAAAAUACAAUCAGAAGAGCUGCAUCCCUCAAACAACAGCUAAAGACCAAGUCAGUCAAUCUAAAAAGUGGCUUUAGAUAUCAAUAUCUUGCUUUAUAUUUGUAUAUCACUGAACAAAAGUCAAACACAUGCCUGCAAUCCACUGUAAUCCAUUUUGUAAAUCUGUUAAAACUGUCA
Labeo rohita (rohu) is the source of this 981-nucleotide messenger RNA. RefSeq lists its product as uncharacterized. Lineage: Eukaryota; Metazoa; Chordata; Actinopteri; Cypriniformes; Cyprinidae. The record is from RefSeq and is a predicted model, not a curated record. Bases 1 to 708 code for a protein of 235 amino acids. The transcript has 6 exons.